GCGUGAGAGGAGUUUUGAAAGUGCCUCAGGUGGUCACAUAGAGAGUGACCCACAUUUUUGGCACAACCGCGCGACUUCCUCGAGCCUUGACUCAUUAUCGAUAAGCAUGAGAGACUUCCAAAGUUCCACUUCAUCGGCAUAGUUGGUCAGAAGAAAACAAUAGUAUGGUCCAUACUGGAAAUGAUUUGAGCAGCGGCCAGAAUUAAUUAAUCCCAAUCACAGUGUUAAUCAUGUUAAUUAAUAUGGGGAAAGGACUGGACAUAAGUAUUCCAUGCAUUUUGUAUUUGACGAAUUUUGAUCUGAAUUCACCAUAUUGAAGCGAGUAAUUUUGGGAUCACCCUCCGAAAAUCUCCACGUGCAAAUUUUUUUGCAAAACAGUAUAUUGUCCCACCGCUAAUUGUUUUACAGCUUUUACAGAAAUAAAGUAAUUUAAUAAGUAUUGUUCUACAAAUUGUGGUCCAAAAAUAACCACAAAGGCCGCCAGUGUGUUGAGUCAUGGCGAAGAAAGCACACAAAAAAUAAGACGCAUAAAAUUGAUCAAUUAAUACCUGCGAAAAGUGUGUGUAUACUUUCCAACUCAUGCAAACUUAACAGCGCGAAAAAUGUGUUAUCAUUCGUGUAUCACAGAUCUUCUGCUGUGUGAACAAUGGCAAUUGGCAGAAAUUUGUCACCAAUAGUGGAGAAGUGAGUGUGUUGAGAUGCUGGGUGACAAAAAAAGUGUGAAAAUCCAGCAGAUUUGCCGCUCGCGAAAUACUGUAUAAAAGAUGGUCACCGAAGUUCAUCCUGAUCAGUUCAACCGUUGGCGCGCAAAGUGAAGGAUCUCCAGCGACAAUCUCAUAGUUUUUCAAGACAUUCCAGUUGUGAAUAAGAGGAUGGAUAGCUCGAGCAGCAAACUCAUUUUAUUUUUCUUCGUGUUGGUCUUUUGCGCCACUUGCCAAUGUGCACCUCCGAGUUUGCCAGUCGAAUUGACGCCCGAAUUCUUCCCAACUGCCGAAUCACCACUCACGAAGCCCAUCCAGUCUGCGGAGUACGUAGAUUUCAUCAACAAGUUAUAUGGACAUGAUCAUUCCAAGAAGCCACUCACUCUGGACGCCCAGGCUUCGAAUGUGGAGCAAGUGAGGGACAUUUCUGAGGAGGUGGUCGACGAUCACGUGCGGGAGAAGAGGGCCAUCAUCUUCAGGCCACUCUUCGUGUAUCGGCAGCAGCAAGUGAGGCGGCAGAAGAUCAAGGAUCAGCGAAAGAAGCAGCAGCAGCAGAAGCCACAGGCUUCCCAGAGCUCCUCAUCCAGUUCCAAACCCUCCGUGAUCGUUCCUGCCAACACGAGUCACUUCAUCGUGUACAACAACAAGAUCUACCAGCAGUACAAUCCCUACUAUGCACCCUACCAGUACGGCCAGAAGUUCCCCUACCAGAAGUGGUGAUCCGCGAGAGUCCUUGCCCCAGAAGUUGAGCCACCAAAAAGCAACCAGUCCAAACCUCCUAAGGAGACCAAGUUCAAAGUCAUGUUGAAAUUUAAUGCCGUUUUCUCACAUCUCAAUGCUAAUCACUUUAACAUUGGGCUUAAGAGUUGUUGAUGACAAAAAUCGUUAUGUGAUGCAAUUCGUACGGAGUUGCUCUUUAGUGAUGAUCUCCAUUCAUUUUUGAUGAGUGUCUCUUGAUUAGUCUCCUUACUCUUUUGCUGUCUUCCAAUUAGUUGCUUACGAUGCAAAUCUAUUUAAUUAGUGUGUAGCACGUUUUUGUAUUAUUAUUAUUGUAGCAAAAGAGAUAGGUUUAAAUGGUAAAAAAUAAAUUUAAUGUUACAAAAGAGUA
Molecule: messenger RNA, 1809 nt
Organism: Phlebotomus argentipes
Lineage: Eukaryota; Metazoa; Arthropoda; Insecta; Diptera; Psychodidae
Exons: 2
Coding region: 873-1421 (182 amino acids)
Source: RefSeq, a predicted model, not a curated record